Molecule: messenger RNA, 363 nt
Organism: Oncorhynchus tshawytscha (Chinook salmon)
Lineage: Eukaryota; Metazoa; Chordata; Actinopteri; Salmoniformes; Salmonidae
Product: histone H2A-like
Exons: 1
Coding region: 1-363 (120 amino acids)
Cellular component (GO): nucleosome
Molecular function (GO): protein heterodimerization activity; structural constituent of chromatin; DNA binding
Source: RefSeq, a predicted model, not a curated record
AUGUCUGGUAGAGGCAAAACUGGAGUAAAGGAAAAGUCCCGUUCCUCCCGCGCCGGCCUUCAAUUCCCUGUAAGACGUGUCCACAGGUUACUGCGCAAAGGCAACUAUGCAGAGUGUGUCGGUGCUGGAGCUCCAGUGUAUUUGGCUACUGUGCUUGAAUACCUAACCACUGAGAUCCUCGAGUUGGCUGGCAACGCUGCAAGGGAUAAUAAGACCAGAAUCAUCCCCCGCCACCUUCAGCUGGCAAUCCGCAACGACGAGGAACUCGAAAAGCUUUUAGGUGGCGUCACCAUCGCUCAAGGAGUAUUGCCAAAUAUUGCUGUCCUACCCAAGAAGACUGAAAAACCAGCAAAGAACAAAUAA